Messenger RNA from Helobdella robusta, 1915 nucleotides. RefSeq lists its product as hypothetical. The transcript has 13 exons. Lineage: Eukaryota; Metazoa; Annelida; Clitellata; Rhynchobdellida; Glossiphoniidae. The record is from RefSeq and is a predicted model, not a curated record. Gene Ontology annotation, cellular component: Golgi apparatus. Bases 1 to 1575 code for a protein of 524 amino acids.
AUGAGGUACAGAAGGGAGCGUUAUUACAAGGCCCAGUUAAGGCAGCCCAAUGGCAAACCGGGGGAACUCGGAGAGCCUGUCUACCUAAAUGAAGAAGAACAAACGAAAGCUGAUAGCCUCUUCAGUAAGGAGACAUUCAAUGUAAUAGUUAGCAACAAGAUUGCCAUGGACCGGACUCUAAGAGACGCCAGGCCGAACGAGUGCAAAUCCCAAACUUACCCGACAAAGCUCCCGAACGCGAGUGUCGUCAUCGUCUUCUGUAACGAAGCACCCAGUGCUCUUCUAAGGACUGUUCAUAGCGUUGUUAAUAGGUCGCCUCCGAAUUAUCUUCACGAAGUUAUCCUCGUUGAUGACGCCAGCGAGAGACCGGAAGUUGGGCCGGAAUUGGAUGAGUAUGUUUCUAGAGUUUGGCCUGACGGUCUGGUGAAGAUAAUUCGAUCGAAGGAGAGAUUAGGACUGAUUAGGGGAAAAAUGAAGGGGGCUAGGGCGGCCACUGGGGAUGUGCUGAUUUUCUUAGAUGCUCAUUGUGAGGCCACGUUCAUGUGGAUCGAACCAAUCCUAACACGGAUAUCUCAGGAUCGGACGAUUGUAAUCUGUCCCAUGAUAGAUUCCAUCAGCGACAAGACGCUGCAGUAUUUUUACGGGGGUGGUGUGGCCGUCGGUGGCUUCACGUGGUCCCUACAUUUUACGUGGAGAGGCGUCCCUGAAAGAGAAAUGAAGACGAGAAAGAGUUCUGCCGAUCCUGUCAGAUCUCCAACGAUGGCUGGCGGGUUGUUUGCAGUGGACAGGUCGUACUUUUUUGAACUCGGGGGCUACGACCCAGGGAUGGACGUAUGGGGGGGCGAAAAUCUGGAAAUCUCGUUUAGGACAUGGAUGUGUGGUGGUUCUCUGGAGUUCCUUCCAUGUUCUCGUGUUGGCCAUAUAUUCCGGGCGGCACAUCCCUACUCAUUUUUACAAAAAGACACACAUGGUUUGAACUCGAAAAGGCUGGCCGAAGUUUGGAUGGAUGACUAUAAGAGGCUGUACUAUAUUCAUAGGUCUGAUUUAAUGGACAAAGACGCUGGGGACUAUAGCGACCGUGUGCAGCUUCGCAAGCGUUUGAACUGCAAGUCCUUCAAAUGGUACCUCGACAACGUCUACCCUGAGAAGUUCAUUCUUGACGAGGGUGUUCGAGCUUAUGGCAUGGUGCAGAAUCCUGCCACUGGUCUAUGUUUAGAUACUCUUGGAAAGGAUGAAAAGAGUCAGUUCAAUCUCGGAGUGUUCUCAUGCCAGGGUGGAAAGAGCAGCAGUGAGGUCUUCUCCUACACGAAAACGAACGAACUGAGACGGGAAGAUUUAUGUGUAGACGCCAUCGGCAGGGCAGAUGUCUCCGUCACCUUGACCUUCUGCCACGGUCACAAGGGCAACCAGGAAUGGAUCUAUGACAAGGCAACUAAACAGAUCAAACAUUACACGUUGACCGUCUGCUUGGACGCCAGGGACCUGAAAAAUAGCGAUACCGUUAAACUUCAGCAAUGCGACGACAGCUCCAUCACUCAGAAGUGGACACUGGAAAAAGAGCUAGACAUGAAUUAAUUCAUUUGUGAAUUAAUUCAUUCGUUUAUUUUUUCAUUCUUUCGUUCGUUCCUUCCUUCGUGCAUCUGUUCAAUCCUUCGUUCAUUAGUUUAUUUCGUCAUUUGUUUGUUUAUUCAUUCAUUUACUCUUUGAUCUAUUGACCCACUCGUUCGUUCAGUUAUUCGUUUACAUUUCUUCAUUCAAUCAUUUAUUCAUUCCUGCAAUCAUUCCUUCGUUUCUGCGUUCACUCAUUCAUUUGUUCGUUCGUUCGUUAUUUCGUUCGUUCAUUAAUUGAAAGCUGGUUGUGCAUACUUGAAUUAGUUGAGUUUAUUUUAUAGAUAGGCUAUUUCACGAGUGAAUG